UGACGAGUUAGGAGCUUUAUUGUAACAGGUUUUACCGGAAGUCGUUUGCGUCGUUGUGUUCGCCGUCUUUAUGGUCAGUUUAUUACAAACACGCACAGCUGCUCUCAAUCCACACACUCAGCGCCGCAGACUCAGCUGGGGACUGUGCUGUUCUCUGGCGGACUUAUUUCUUCGAACUACGGGACGGAAACAGAGCAAAGCAGAGUUUGUCAGUGCUCCAAAUCACUUUGAUGCAAAAGUAAAAGUCCUCACAAACUGCUCCGGAUGAUCCGCCGGCAAAGAUUCCCAGAUGCUGGGUUUCAUGUGUUUCACGUGUCUUCGCUCCACAGUCAGGUAGACUUGAGCGUAUUUCUCACCCGGAGUGUCUGCGUGUGAUUGAUCCGUCCGUGGAUGCGGGUGUCGGGCUCGGAUCCAGAGCCCUGCAGGAUCUGCCUGUCAUAGGGGCUCCAUCAUCACCACCACCACCACUACCAUCAUCUUCAUCAUCAUCAUCAUCAUGCUCUAUCCAGGUCUUCAUAAGUGGAUGAGGAAUAUUUCUCCAGUGAUGCUGCUGCUGCUGCCGCUGCUGCUGCUGAUGUUGGUGCAGAUUUUGGGGCUUUUACCUACCACUGGAGCGGCUCCUGCCCAGACCACAGAGCAGCUGGACACAGGAGUGGACUGGCUGAGCAGAUUUGGAUACCUCCCACCUCCUGACCCGGUGACUGGGCAGCUCCAGACCAAGGAGGCCCUGACCAAGGCCAUCAAAGCCAUGCAGAGGUUUGGAGGACUGAAGGAGACUGGAGUUUUCGACCAAGCCACAUUAGGACUAAUGAAAACCCCCAGAUGUUCUCUGCCAGAUGUGUCGGACGCUGAGGGGACCACGAGCCGCAGGAAACGGAACCUUGCUCUUCAGAACAAAUGGAAUAAAAGACAUCUGUCCUGGAGAGUGAGGACCUUCCCUAAAGAUUCAGCCAUAUUGGGCAGGGACACGGUGCGAGCCCUCAUGUACUACGCCCUGAAGGUCUGGAGUGACAUCGCACCUUUGAACUUCCACGAAGUGGCCGGCAGUGACGCAGACAUUCAGAUAGACUUCACCAAAGCUGACCACAACGAUGGAUACCCCUUUGAUGGACCAGGGGGCACCGUGGCACACGCCUUUUUCCCCGGAGAGAGGUUUACGGCCGGGGAUACGCACUUCGAUGACGACGAGGCGUGGACCUUCAGAUCUCCAGAAUCCAAUGGAAUGGAUCUGUUUGCUGUUGCAGUCCAUGAGUUUGGCCACGCCAUCGGCUUGGUCCACACCUCAGCCAUGGAGUCCAUUAUGAGACCGUAUUACCAGGGUCCUGUAGGAGACCCUCUGAAAUACGACCUGCCCUAUGAAGACAAGGUCCGAGUCUGGCAGCUGUACGGUGUCAGAGACUCAGUGUCCCACACAAACCGACCAAUCAGCUCCUCUCAGACUGCUGAGCCUCCCGUCUUGUUGGACCUCCCUGAAAACAGAUCCACCUUCCUGCUGGCUCUGGACGCCCCAGACAGAUGCUCCAGUCACUUUGAUGCAGUGGCCCAGAUACGAGGAGAGGCUUUCUUUUUCAAAGGAAAGUAUUUUUGGAGGCUAACUCGGGAGAAGCACCUGGUGUCUCUGCGGCCAGCACAGAUCCACCGUUUCUGGAGGGGCCUCCCAAAAAAUCUGGACAGCGUGGACGCUGUGUAUGAGAGGCCUGGUGACCACAAAAUAGUUUUUUUCAAAGGUCUGAAGUACUGGGUCUUUAAAGACAACAUCGUGGAGGAGGGUUACCCUCGUCAAAUCACUGACUUUGGUUUACCCUCGGAGGGAGUGGACGCAGCUUUUGUUUGGUUACACAACGACAAAACUUACUUCUUCAAGGACAACCAGUACUGGCGCUACGACGACCAUCUGAGACACAUGGACCAGGGGUACCCUAAAGACAGCACGCUGUGGAAGGGGCUGCCGUCACAGCUGGACGACGCCAUGAGGUGGUCGGAUGGCUCCUCCUACUUCUUCAAGGGUAAGGAGUACUGGCGAGUACCUGGCAGUGGCAUGGAGGUGGAGCCAGGAUACCCCCGCCUCAUCGCCAAAGACUGGCUCCUGUGCACGGAGAUGCAGUCAGACUCUCCAGACACAGAGCUCAAAAUAACAGAGACGAGGGUCAACGUUCACCUUCACCCCGACCACGCGGAGAACGGGUACGAAGUUUGCUCCUGCACCUCCGACACCGCUUCACCUCUGGGCGCUCGCCCAUCGCCAUCGCCACUGUGGCUGCUGCCCCCUCUCUGGACGCUCCGGCUGGCCCUCCACUCUGAACUGCUAUGAUGUCAUAGUGUGGGAGCAGGGGGGCCAGUGGGCACUGAGCCAAACUAACAAGUGGAAUAUAGUCUUUCUGGUUCUUUUUAUUCUAUAUCAUUUGAUAUUUAUUUAUCAUGCCUCUGAUGAUAGAUCUCCCCCUCCCCUUCCAUCCAUCCAAGCCCCCAGGCUACAGCCCACUCACAAGGAUUAACACAGUUUUGGUCAAACUGCUUUUUCCUUGCCAGGAAAACAGUAUUGAUUAUUGCUCAUCAAAGGGCAAAGGUCAACGAGAUGCCUACACACACUGACGGCUGCUCUUUAUUCAACUAAAACUAUUGUAGUUAGAGAUUAAACAUAUUAUAACACUUAACCUCCGCUGUUAUCUGACAUAAAGAGGUGGUUCUAUUUUCACAGUGGAUUUUUUUGCGUCUGUAACAACACAAAAGAAGUGAAUAACACUUUGUUAGUGUCGUUUACCACUGAGGAAGAAAACAACAUUUUUUUAUUUAUGGUUUGAACAAAAGGCCUUCUAUGUGAUGAAAUGUUCUGUAGAAGUUUUCAAUUACCGCCAAACAGAUUUUUUAAAGACAAUUUAGCAAAAACAUUAAAGAAAAUAAUCCAGACUGUUGAGGUUGGUCAAAAAGGAAUUCUAACAUUUUUGGUAAGAGUUUAUAAAAUUGCAAGAAAAAAUGUUGUUGACAAUUGCGAGUGUUAAAGCAUUUGUUACAGAAAACGUCGUUUUUUUUCCCAGAAGAUGCCUAAAAAUUUACAUUCAAUAAGUCAGGGAGCUCGAGUCAAAAGUCUAAAAAAUGUAAAAACAUGAUGCUCAGUAGUAAAUAAAAACAGUUCAGAGGCCAAGAAUAUGGCAGUAAUGUAAAAAGACAGGUUAAAGACAGAUAUAGUUCCAGUGGUGUCUGAGGACUGUCUUUAACCCAGUCCUCAAAAAUAAACAAAAAAUAGAGCAAAAAUAAAUUAUCAUUUUAAACCAAUGUUGAUACCUAAAACUGCUUUUGAUAAGCCUUCACAUUACUAGACUGUUCUGAUCCAGAUCUGGUAUCUGUUGGUACUUUGGGGGUAUCAAGAGGUAAGGUUUAUCAAAAUCGCUCCUUUCCCUGUUCUUGGUUGGUUUCGUCAAUCUGUGGAUGAGUGGUUUAUUGUCGGCCAAAUAAAGAAGGUUUACUGCUCACUGUACAUACACAGAGAAAUAUAUACAGAACUAAUUUGUCCUUUGCAUUUAACCCAUAAAACUAAAUCAUCAUUUUAUUCCAUAACUUGUCAGUCCCCACCGUUUCCUUCCACACCUGCUGUGAGCUCCAGAAAUUAGAAAUCUAUCCAGAAUUACGGAGCUCAUUUUUGGGGCGACAGUAUUUCUACUGCUGACCUUUCAAUUGACCUGAGGCUAUAUACAUUUCCACUACACUUUUCAACAAAGUUAGGAACCAACUCAUCUCAAGUGCUUGUGAAGAACCUGACUGUCUUGGCUCCGACACCUGCAGACAGUGUGAAAACUUCUUACUGUGACAGGACCAGACAUUCACGGAUGAGUAGGCAGAUUUUUUUUUUUCUUCAUUUUCUUUGCCUAAAUUUCCCAGCCAGACUAUGACGACAUUGUCAUGGUUUGAUUAUGUUCACCUCUGGGUUAGAACCAUUCCCCUGCUCUUUCUGUGCUUCAGUUGUGUUAUUGUGUCGAACUUUGAAGAAGUUGAUGUUAAUUUCUUUUACUUGGCUUCGAUCAGGUCUGUGUGAGCCUUUCUGUGACUGUUGGACCAGUUCUUUCUGAAGACCAGUGUCUCACCGCAGGGCGCCUGGAUUUAUUCUCGUUGUAAAGACAUAGACUUCAUAUAAUUGAGUUAAAGAAAAGGUUCUACACUUGUCGCAUUGCCAAUUGGACUGUGUAUAUUUUAUGCCGUGUUUUCUAAUGUAAGAUAUUUUUGUAUAAAAAAUGAAUAAAUCUGUA
Cynoglossus semilaevis (tongue sole) is the source of this 4241-nucleotide messenger RNA. RefSeq names its product matrix metalloproteinase-17-like. The coding region runs from base 497 to 2311 and encodes 604 amino acids. Gene Ontology annotation, cellular component: extracellular matrix. Lineage: Eukaryota; Metazoa; Chordata; Actinopteri; Pleuronectiformes; Cynoglossidae. The transcript has 10 exons. The record is from RefSeq and is a predicted model, not a curated record. Gene Ontology annotation, molecular function: metalloendopeptidase activity; zinc ion binding. Gene Ontology annotation, biological process: extracellular matrix organization; collagen catabolic process; proteolysis.